CCUCAAACCCUUGGGGCCAAACAUCCCAAACCACUUCCAGACCAGAAACCAGAACAGACCAAACCCGAACCAACCCCCAUCAGGGGAGAGGAGCCAGGAGAGGAAACAACAUCAACCACCGGAGGGGAAGGUGAAGAGGAUUGUGCGUAAGUUCAGCAGCCAGGAGAAUGAGGUGAUGGGGCAGGCAGGACUAGAGACAAGAACAGGGGUAGAGGCAGGGGCAGAGACCGUGACUGGGGCAAAGCAGGGAGACGGUGGGGUGGUGGGGUGGACAAGGACAAGGGCAGAGGCAGGACAGCAGGCAGACAGUAACAGAGGACAGACAAGGGCCCGGCAGGCCGACUAUGAUGCUAUAAUAAUGAGCCCUUCUGUGGAACUCAGCAUCAUACCACCUCCGGUACCAUUGAGAAAGCCACGUUCUGGCCCUCACACACAACCUACAGCACAACCCACAGCACAGAGGGAUGCCGUGCCCCUGGGGCAGGAGACAGACAACCAUCCGUGCACCCUUCUCACACCUGGACAUGGACGAGGAAACAGAUCAGCUCCCGAUGGUAGUGAGGUGGAUGAAGCGCCUGUGUGUGUUGCCAUUGAGAGCGGACAAACCACAGGCUCGGCAGCCACCCCUAGUGGUCACCAUGGCAACACGGCACAGUGCCAGUGCAUCUGUCACCUGAGGAGAACUGGCAUGAAGUUAGUCUGGGUUCCCCUGGAGGAAGAGGAAGAUAACUAUUUAGAGGUGAUAGGGGAUGAAGAAAAAGACAAACGAGGAAAUGAGCACCAGAAGAGGGUGGUGAAGGAGCGGAAGGAAGAGGAGGAAGAUGACUACAUAGAUGUGACAGGGGAUGAAGAGAAAGAAAAACGAGGGAAUGAGGACCAGAAGAGAGAGAGGAAGGAGGUGAAUGAAGAGAUGUUGGGACCUUUCAGAGCAGAUGAGCGAGGGGGGAAAAGUCAGACAGGGUGCCAGACAGAGACAGCUGCAGUGUUCAGUGAGCACAGAGAGGACAGAGUUCACGAGGUCAGCGAGAAUAACAGCCAGAGAUCCUUCCAUUCAAAACAUAACACAUCAUCCAAUGCAGAAUCUUCCCUGGCCCUGACGAUCUGCUCACAGCACAGCUCAUAUCAGCAUAGCACACAACAGCACAGCUCACACCAGCACAGCUCACACCAGCACAGCUCACACACCAAGCAGAUUAGACCCCCUCAAAACAAAACUGAGACAUAUGAUGAGGUUACAUAUGAGGCCAUGCCCAUGUUUGACAGAGAAGAACCACAUCCACCCCCACCCCCACCCCCACGCCUGAUGAAACCUCCACUGACGCACAAAACGCAGCAUCCCUCUCCUCCGAAGGAUCAUCUCCAGAGAACCCUUCUCCAGAGCAUGUCCACUCCCUCUCUCUCUGGCCUACUAACCUCAAUUUCAAAGUCAGACAUCCAGAAGAGUACCCCUUCCCCUCAGACUCCUCCCUCCAUCUCCAAUGGCAACUCCCAUCAGCCAAUCCUGCGACCUCUGCCUCCACUUCCUGUUUUACAUGAUCUCCGCCUUCUCCCCAGCCCCAUCAUGCCCCGCCCUCCUCAACUCAGACCUCAGAUUCCAAUGAAACCUCUUCCACCUAACCCUGAGCCCAGUGGCCCUAGCUGUCCCAGCCGACGCUCAUCCACAGAUGCUGAUGUUAGGGAUGACUGGGUGACUGUGGACAAGGAGGACAUAGAGGAGCCACAGGAACAGGCAGAUAGUCCCAGGAGGAUCUCCUCAGACUGGGGACCUUUGAGGCUGGACGAACCUCUGUACCAGAUCUACCAGGCUAAGUCCAUCAAGGAGGCGAUCCAGCUCCAGAGCAUCAGCCGGAGUGCCAGCAGGGCCACCGUGGACCUCCAUAUGAGGCUGAGGGGCGGUGGGUCCUUAGGGGCCCCUAAGGGCCAGUCCUCCAGGGCCAGGAAUGGCCCCGCAGAGGUCACACUGUGGCAGGAGUUACCGGUGGUCAGAGACAGUGGGAUCCUGGAGAGACUCAGUCCAGAGGAGCUGCAGAGACAGGAGAGCAUGUUUGAAGUAUUGACAUCGGAAGCCUCGUACCUCCACUCACUGAACGUUCUCACUGAUCACUUCCUAAUGUGUCGGGACCUUGACGACACACUGGUGAUCCAUGACAAGAAGACCCUCUUCUCCAACAUACUCCAAGUGUAUGAGGUCAGCCAGAGGUUCUUGAAGGAUCUUCUGAAUAGGAUCGAUGAGAACAUUCUGAUAACUGAUGUGUGUGACAUCAUCCACCAAUACGCCCUGUACGACUUCUCAGUCUACAUUGAUUACAUCCGUAACCAGGGUUACCAGGAGAGGGCCUACAGCUCCCUCAUGCAGACCAACAACCCGUUUGCGUUGGUGAUGCGGAGGCUGGAGGAGUCUCCUCUAUGUCGUCGUCUUCCCUUCUCCUCCUUUCUGCUCCUUCCUUUCCAGAGGAUCACACGCAUCAAGAUCCUUGUACAGAACAUCCUGAAGAGGACUAAAGAGGGAACUAGGGAGGAGAACACUGCCUCUAGAGCCCUGACCUCAGUGUCUGAGAUCAUCAAGGAGUCCAACACCCAGGUGGGCCAGAUGAAGCAGAUGGAGGAACUCAUACAAGUCAGUAACACACUGGAGUUCAACAAACUCAAGGCUGUUCCCAUUGUCUCGAAGGCUCGCUUCCUGGAGAAGAGAGGAGAGCUAUAUGAGCUAUCCAAGGGGGCCUCCCUCUUCAGUGCUCGUCUCAAACUCACCCCCAUCUACCUCUUCCUCUUCAAUGACCUACUCAUCAUCACAUGCAAAAAGAGCUCAGAGCGCUAUAUGGUGACAGACCACACCCACCGCUCCCUGGUGCAGGUCCAGCCCACGGGGUUUGGGGCUGGAGCGGAGGACCCAGGGCCCAAGUUGGAGCACUCCUUCUGUCUGCUACUGCUGGAGAACCACCGAGGCCUGGCCUGUGAACACCUGCUGAAGGCCCAUUCAGAGUCAGAUAUGCACAGGUGGAUGGCAGCAUUCCCUUCCAUAAAUGACCCAAACAGAAAGAAGGAAGAGGUGAUUUAUGAGGACUGGGAUUGUCCCCAGGUGCAGUGUGUGGAACAAUACGUUGCCCAGCAGGCUGAUGAGCUCACCAUGGAGCCUGCUGACAUCAUCAACGUGCUACGCAAGACCCAUGAGGGUUGGUACAAGGGGAUGCGUCUGUCUGACGGAGAGAAGGGUUGGUUCCCUAGCAAAAGCGUGGUGGAGAUAACCAACGAGCAUCGGAGGAGACGGAACCUUCAGGAGCAGUACCGCAUCGCUCAAGCUGCAGCUAAAGUCACAAAGAACUAACUACCUGCAUAUUUGUAUGUGUGUCCCAAAUCACACCCUAUUCCCCAUAUAGUGCACUAGUUUGGAGAAAUGGUCAAUGGGUCCUGGUCAAAAGUAGUGCACUAUAAAAUGGUAUUACAGUGCUAUUUGGGACAAAGCCUAUGUCAAACCAAGGAUUUCUCUAACCCUCUUUUUCUUGUUUGCACUUGAGCUUUAACUCAAGUGCAUCAUAUACAUACACUUUUGUAGCUGUAUUAGUUAAACUAAUAGUGCUAUACUACUCUUACCUACACCUGCUGCCAAAUGCUCCCCAUCCACUGUUUGAUGUACU
Molecule: messenger RNA, 3635 nt
Organism: Salvelinus namaycush (lake trout)
Lineage: Eukaryota; Metazoa; Chordata; Actinopteri; Salmoniformes; Salmonidae
Product: rho guanine nucleotide exchange factor 15-like
Exons: 16
Coding region: 176-3325 (1049 amino acids)
Biological process (GO): activation of GTPase activity
Molecular function (GO): guanyl-nucleotide exchange factor activity; protein binding
Source: RefSeq, a predicted model, not a curated record